AUGGGUCUAUUAUGCAGCUGUCAUAGAGAGAGCAGCACUAUUGACCGAAAAAGAUCAAGUCGCCAGAAGAGUAUAAACCUGGCCAGAUCUUUUAACCAGCACUUGGAUCAGCAAAUCAAUCAAUCUAGUUCACCACUAUUGAAAUCGUACUUACUUAUUAGUCCAGCCCAAACAUCAAAUAUUGAUAAGAAAGUACUAUGUGUUGAUGUGGGCGGAACCAGCUUAAAAAUGGCGAUCUUAGCCAUAAAGACAGAUGGCAAGAUUGAAAUGGAAAAGCAGACUUUCCAAACAUACACUAUUCCACACAAUGACUCCCAACGAGUGGCCCAAAGUACCAUCUACCAGUGGAUAGCCGAAAAGAUCCAAGAGUUCGUGAAUAGCAUCCCCAGUAACCAAUCCUUGCCAACAGAAGGCGCACUGACGUUUUCAUAUCCUUUGGAGUACCAGAACGGAAAGUUCUACCUAGUGGAGUACACUAAGAACUUCAGAUGGAAAAAGCCUAAGACGGGUUCUGGCCAGAAAGAAGUGCCUUUAGAUGAGCUUAAUAGUGCACUGAAGGAACAAGCAUCACAGCUGAACAUCAACUUCCAAGCCAUUGUUAAUGACGCAAUGGCCACUCUACUAGCAGCUAAGAACCGGGACCCGAUGGCCGUGCUGGGAGUAGUCCUGGGCACCGGCACUAAUGGGGCCUACUUCGAGAAUCCGCAUGGCAUUAGUUUACGGCAUAGCUCUGCUAAUCCCGGCCGAAAUGGUAACCAAAGGCGAUAUCUGUGUGCACUCAACACGGAAUGGGGUAGUUAUAGUGAACAAAUAGUAACAACCUAUCAAGAUCAGCAUGAUUGCCAACUGGAUAGGGAAACAGACAGUCAAGGCAGAUACUUACUCGAAAAAAUGAUCGGCGGGCUGUACAUAGAACAGUAUGUGCAAUGCCGAUUCCAGGCGGAAGCAACUUCUUUGUUUGCCAAGCAUGGGAUUAGCUCCACCCUUUCUGAAUCAACUCUAGCUACUAUUAAGAUUACUAACGAAGCCAUGGAAAAUCCAGAGAAGAUUAACGGACAGAUUAAGGAGUGUUGCAAGAAUCUUCCCGCCAACCAACGUGAUUCAGUUGUUUCUGAGCUAAACAGCACACUCAAUCUUAUAAUUUUGGAAGCUCAAGAGAGAAAGCAAUCUAUUUUAUCAGGGCUAAUUGCGGCAAUGGUCUAUAGAUCUUAUCAAGUCGAUCCGGGUCGAACCAAGUUUACAGUUGGAGUGAACGGGUCGGGGAUUCAGCACCAGGUCUUCCGAGACAUGGUCACUAGCGAAGUUAAAGCCAUUUUAAAAGGUAUGAUCAAUAGCCCAGUUGCAGAUAAACUAACCAUUGUCCUCAACUACGACGAGCAUGCCUCGUUAAUUGGGGCUGCCUAUGCACUCAUCACUAGGGUCGGUCUUGAAUAA
Nematocida homosporus is the source of this 1434-nucleotide messenger RNA. RefSeq names its product hexokinase. Gene Ontology annotation, biological process: glycolytic process; glucose 6-phosphate metabolic process; intracellular glucose homeostasis. Gene Ontology annotation, molecular function: glucokinase activity; ATP binding; mannokinase activity. Bases 1 to 1434 code for a protein of 477 amino acids. The transcript has a single exon. Lineage: Eukaryota; Fungi; Microsporidia. The record is from RefSeq and is a predicted model, not a curated record. Gene Ontology annotation, cellular component: cytosol; mitochondrion.